Molecule: messenger RNA, 333 nt
Organism: Menidia menidia (Atlantic silverside)
Lineage: Eukaryota; Metazoa; Chordata; Actinopteri; Atheriniformes; Atherinopsidae
Source: the annotation of a GenBank genome assembly
AUGGCUAAACUUGAACCUCUGCCGCAGCCCAAACCACCACAGGCAAACCAGGGAAACCUGAGGGGACAAGAGCUGGAGAGAGCCCUGUCGGGACAGGAUUUGGACUUCCUCGGGGACCUCCUCGCCUGUCUGUUGCAGGGAUGCUACCAGCGCACUGACAUCAGAGAAGUGAGCAAAUACAGGCGGAGGCAGGAGCGAUCCAGUUUUUCCGCCCGGGCAGCCGGCAACAGGAAGACAGCCGGCUUUAUUGGUCUGGACAGGCCCUGGCAUCCUGGGGGCGGCCGCUCCGCACCGGCCUUUCACAGCGCUGCCCUUUUCAUCCGCACGCGUUAA